AUGUCCUCAAGUACACCCACGCCGCCAGAUACAAAUGGCGCCAACUCCCACAAACGCCCUCACAGCCCAGACGCCGACUCCAAUGGUCGAGAAGGGGCCGCCGAUAACAGCAACGUUCCCAAGCCGAAACGCCUAGCAUGUAUGAUAUGCCGAAAGCGCAAGUUGAAGUGUGACGGAGUGCGGCCCAGUUGCAGCACUUGCGCCAGGCUGGGCCAUUCUUGCGCCUACGAUGAGGUUCGCAGGAAGAGUGGCCCCAAGCGAGGAUAUGUCAAGGCUCUCGAGGAACGACUGAAACAAGUCGAAACCCUGCUCAAGACCCAAGACCCUCCCCCCGUGCCAUCCAAUCCCUCCUCCAACAUCCCUCACAACUUGGACGCAACCGCCGCCAAUCGUAGCCGAGCCACCGCCGCCCCGACUAGUUAUAGUAUUCCCAAUCCCGCUCUUGGUCUCGGCGGUGAUCACGACGUCGACCGAUGGCGCUUUACCGGCGAGUCUCCCCAGGCUCAGAAUGCGGCUGCCCCUCCUAUGGAUGAUUUCAACUUCAACUCGAGCAUGUCAAUGGGCAUGAGCAACGCCGGGAGCAAUUUCACUUGGGAAAUGAUUGGAUUGGGCCUUGAAGAACCUCUUCCGCCACAGGAAACCAUUGACGAGCUGAUUGGCCUACAUCGCCUCGAUGGUGCCGGACUGGACGUGAAGCAGUGUCUUCCGCCGCCAAGAGACUGGACCGAGCGCGAGGAGAGACGGCGUACCUUUUGGAUGGCAUUUUGUGAAGAUCGCUACGCGAGUAUUGGCACCGGGUGGCCGAUGACAGUGGAUGAAAAGGACAUCAUGACAAACCUGCCUUGUACAGAGGAGUCUUUCGACAUGAGCCGACCCGAGCAGACGCAGUCGCUGCAAGACUGCAUGAGCCCGUCUGGUGCUGGCAAACUCUCCUCUUUUGGAGGCAUCGUACUGAUGGCAUGCCUCUUUGGCCGCAACCUGAUUCACUUGCACCGGCCUGACCCCGAUGAUCGAGACCACGACCUCAACGGUGAGUUCUGGAAGCGGCACCGCAACAUGGACAACAUCCUUCUCAACACUUCUCUCUGUUUGCCGUCGCACCUCAAACUUCCCAUUGGUCUGGGCAACCCCAACAUCGUCUUCACCAACAUGAGCAUUCACACAUCGACAAUCUGUUUGCACCAGGCCGCCAUCUUCAAGGCAGACAAGAACAAACUUCCGGCUUCGGUCAGUGCAGAAAGCAAGGUGCGCUGUAUUACUGCGGCAAACGAGAUCGCGAGUAUCAUGAGAAUGAUCUCACACAUGGAUCUCUCAGCGCCCGGCUCGGCCAACGGCGGCACCGCCAAGAGUGGUGCUGUGUGUGACGAUCCGGAAGGCGUCCAGGGUAUCAUGUCCUAUCGUAACGAGUGCCACUUUAUGAAGACUGUGGAUGACGAUGGAAACGCCGCCAAUGCGCCCAACAUUGUCGAGCCUGGCCAGAAUGACGAAAGCGCUCCAAUUUCCGCCUCCGCGACGACUAAUCUCGGUGGUCCAGGCGGCUGGCUGUCUGCAGAGGCAUCCCUGUUGUAUGGUUCAAACAGUACCAACAACCUCCCAUUGCAUGGAAGUUCAUUGACGCCGAGCUCUGGAUCCAUGUACGACAAAUCCGGAUCAAGCAGUGGGCGUGUCACUGGGUUUGGACAAAGCGAAAGCAGUGGGGACAACAACAUGUCUGGGUCACCAGAUGGUGACCAGUCUAACCGGCCAACACCGAACUCGACCGCCUCGGAUCCGCGAGUGAGUAUGGCAGGCGGACUCGAUGGGUCUGGGAGAAACUCUUUCGAUACCAACUCAGCCACGGCGCAAUCAAACAACAAUGCACGAGGUAGCGCAGACGCAAAUGCCAAUUACUUCAACGAUGCAGGCGGGUUUGGAAUCCGCACUGGGCUGACGCCGAACCAAAGGUUUUCUAUGCCUGAUACACCUGGAGCAGACUUUGGAAUGCCCAAUGGCUGGGGCGACUUGCAGGGCCAGACGGGCAUGACGCCUGUUGCCGAGGGUGUACUUCGAUCACUGAUGAAUAUGGGGCCGAUGGACGCGAUGGACCUUUCCUCGUGGGAUGCGACAAAUUGA
Colletotrichum fioriniae is the source of this 2112-nucleotide messenger RNA. Lineage: Eukaryota; Fungi; Ascomycota; Sordariomycetes; Glomerellales; Glomerellaceae. The record is from RefSeq and is a predicted model, not a curated record.